UUAUGAUGACGGAAGUGAUAAUUGGAAUAGAAUAGAAUGGUCUAAAAGAUCACCACCGAUCUAUUGUAAUUCUACAAAGAUUUUUACAUUCUUAUUUAAUCAAACUCAAGAUGCCGCUAUUUCGCACCAUUAUCGAAAGAAAAAAACCCUAAAAUAUAUACUUGGAGCUAAAUUUGAAGGCCUCGCUUCGCCUCAACUUAUAAACGAUGAUAUAUAUAAAUAUGAAUUCGAUCGUCAAAGUAGCUUGUGUUUUAAACUAGAAAUUAAAGUUGAAGAGGG
Racocetra persica is the source of this 279-nucleotide messenger RNA. Lineage: Eukaryota; Fungi; Glomeromycota; Glomeromycetes; Diversisporales; Gigasporaceae. The record is from the annotation of a GenBank genome assembly.